GGGCGGGGCUGGGAGGGGCAGGCCAGAGGCGCGAAUCCAAAAGCCGAAGGGCGCGGGGCGGUAGGGGAGUCCCAGCGAGGCGGCCUGCCGGGAUCCGGUCAGUCUCCCACUGCCGGCUUUUUGCUCAGGCCCGAAACAGCCAGAACCACAGCCUCCUUGAACAGAAGGGCUUGCCAGAGGAAUUUUCCAAGUGCUCAGAAGGCCAGCCCUCGAAGCUCCUGUGGUCAGCGCCGGAGGCCCCCCGUGAGAUUUGGGGACCGGCUUCAGCUCAGGCCAUGCAAGGCCAGGGUCUGUGUCUCCGAGUGGCCACCCUGCUGACAGGGCUGCUGGAAUGCCUCGGCUUUGCAGGCGUCCUCUUCGGCUGGGCAUCACUGGUGUACGUCUUCAAAGCAGAGCAUUACUUUGACGAGCUGUGUGAACCAGAUGCCGGGGCCAUGGGCAACUUCACGGCGCAGCCUGACUGCAAAGCCCAGGAUGAGAGGUUCUCACUUAUCUUCACCCUGGGGUCCUUCAUGAACAACUUCAUGACAUUCCCUGCUGGCUACAUCUUUGACAGGUUCAAGACCACCGUGGCUCGCCUCAUAGCCAUAUCUCUCUAUACCAGUGCCACCCUCACCAUAGCCUUCAUCUCUGCAGACUCGGCCUUCCUGCUCUUCCUGGCCAUGCCCAUGCUCACUGUCGGAGGAAUCUUGUUCCUGAUCACCAACCUGCAGGUUGGGAACCUAUUUGGUAAACACCGCUCGACCAUCAUCACGCUCUACAAUGGAGCAUUUGACUCCUCCUCGGCUGUCUUCCUCAUCAUUAAGCUCCUUUAUGAACAAGGCAUCAGCCUCAAGGCCUCCUUCAUCUUCCUUUCCGUCUUCAGUGCCUGGCAUGUUGGGCGUACUUUCCUCCUGAUGCCCCGAGGGCACAUCCCCUAUCCGGUGCCCUCGAACUACAGCUACGGCCUGUGCUCUGGGAACGACGCCAGGGAGGAAGAGAAGAAAACGGCAGAGUCUGAAAAGCUGGAGCUGCAGUCCAAGGAGUCCCUUCCAGCCAAGGAAGAUCCUUCCUCUCCAUCAGAGGCGCUGGGACCAGGGAAGCAGCAGGAGCCCCGCUCUUUCUGGAGCUAUGUUCUCUCUCAGCGCUUCGCCUGGCACCUGGUGUGGCUGUCUGUGAUACAGCUGUGGCAUUACCUCUUCAUCGGCACCCUCAACUCUCUGCUCACCAGCCUGGCCAAGGGUGACAGGGCGCUAGUCAGCGCCUACACAAACGCCUUCGCCAUCACUCAGUUCUUCGGAGUGCUGUGUGCCCCCUGGAACGGCCUGCUCAUGGACCGGCUCAAGCAGAAGUACCAGAAGGAAGCGAAAAGCACAGGGUCCUCGGCCAUGACGGUGGCCCUCCGCUCGGCGGUGCCUUCUCUGGCUCUGACGUCUCUGCUGUGCCUGGGCUUCGCCCUCUGUGCCUCGGUCCCCAUCCUGCCCCUCCAGUAUGUCACUUUCAUCCUGCAAGUGAUCAGCCGCUCCUUCCUCUACGGGGGCAACGCAGCCUUCCUCACCCUCGCUUUCCCUGCGGAGCACUUUGGGAAGCUCUUUGGGCUGGUGAUGGCCUUGUCAGCCAUCGUGUCUCUGCUCCAGUUCCCCAUUUUCACCUUCAUCAAAGGACCCCUCCAGAACGACCCGCUCUACGUGAACGUGAUGCUGGUGCUGGCGACUGUCUUGACGUUUGUCCACCCCUUUAUGGUGUACUGGGAGUGCCGGCGGGAACGGAAGUCCCCUGCGACCGCCUAGCUCCGAAGCUCUUGCUUUUCACGCUGAGGACGCUUUGCUAAUCUUUCCCCACCUUGGAGGACCCCGUGUCCAGGCGCGCUCUGCCUGCCCAGGCUACCGGUAUUAAUUGGCCAUUGCUGUUUCUUUAAGAAAAUAAAAGACGUUUCACGGCCAGCUGACACCCGGAUUAACAAGAGAAGAGGCCCCGUUGCCCCGCUGAUUGCUGUCAGACGGACCCAGAGCAAAGGCCCAUGGAAGUUCUUAGUUUCGGAGCAGGAAGCACAUGACCUUGGUAGACACCCGGUCUAAGGGGAGGUGAUGUGAUGGGGAGGAGGUUUGUCACCUACGUGUUCGGACCUCUUUGGCUGUGAGGCCUCUGUGUGUCGAGCCCUUUGUGACAGGUAAGCUUCCAGGUGAAGAGUACAGUUGUCGUGACCUUGGCGACAGGGCCCGGCCCUUGGAGGGGGCUCCCUCUAUUAUUUACGUUGGGCAUAACAGAAAACAUUUCUCUGGGGAGUAAUCCUAUAGAAAAAUAAAAUCUCUCUGCCCGAGGCAA
Messenger RNA from Felis catus (domestic cat), 2304 nucleotides. It is a transcript of the gene SLC43A3, whose product is annotated as solute carrier family 43 member 3. The transcript is spliced from 13 exons. NCBI's taxonomy places the organism in Eukaryota, Metazoa, Chordata, Mammalia, Carnivora, Felidae. Gene Ontology annotation, biological process: transmembrane transport. The record is from RefSeq and is a predicted model, not a curated record. Bases 276 to 1769 code for a protein of 497 amino acids. Gene Ontology annotation, molecular function: transmembrane transporter activity.